Monodelphis domestica (gray short-tailed opossum) is the source of this 1608-nucleotide messenger RNA. RefSeq names its product DExD-box helicase 39A (gene DDX39A). Lineage: Eukaryota; Metazoa; Chordata; Mammalia; Didelphimorphia; Didelphidae. Gene Ontology annotation, molecular function: nucleic acid binding; ATP binding; RNA helicase activity. The record is from RefSeq and is a predicted model, not a curated record.
GAACAAGGCAAGUUGGUUGGGAAGUUUGGAGGUGGUGCACCAACUUUAGGAGGAAGAAGAGAAGGAAGAAAGGAAAGUAGUUUCCGCUCGAGCGCGAGAUCGAUCCUUAGGUGACUUCUGGCUUUUAGGCGCGCGUGAAGGUAUCCGGAGAGAAUCUAUCUUUCGACUUAGAAGUCAGAAUGGCUGAACAAGAUGUAGAAAAUGAAUUGCUUGACUAUGAAGAAGAUGAGGAGCCCCAACCUCUGACAGAGAGCACACCUACCCCUGCUAAGAAGGAUGUCAAGGGUUCCUAUGUCUCCAUUCAUAGCUCUGGCUUCAGAGAUUUUCUUCUGAAACCUGAGCUCUUGAGGGCUAUUGUGGAUUGUGGCUUUGAGCAUCCAUCUGAAGUCCAGCAUGAGUGUAUUCCUCAAGCCAUCUUGGGAAUGGAUGUCCUUUGCCAGGCCAAGUCUGGAAUGGGCAAGACAGCAGUCUUUGUGUUGGCUACACUACAGCAGAUAGAGCCUGUGGAUGGACAGGUGACAGUCCUUGUCAUGUGCCAUACUCGGGAAUUGGCCUUCCAAAUCAGUAAGGAAUAUGAGCGCUUCUCCAAGUACAUGCCCAAUGUCAAGGUUUCUGUGUUCUUUGGUGGCCUUUCGAUCAAGAAGGAUGAAGAUGUUCUAAAGAAAAAUUGUCCCCAUGUAGUGGUGGGGACACCUGGCCGGAUUCUGGCCUUAGUACGCAACAAGAGCCUCAAUUUGAAAAAUGUGAAGCACUUUGUACUGGAUGAGUGUGACAAGAUGCUGGAGCAGCUUGACAUGCGCCGGGAUGUGCAGGAAAUCUUCCGCUUGACACCCCAUGAGAAGCAGUGCAUGAUGUUCAGUGCCACCCUGAGUAAGGAGAUAAGGCCUGUCUGCAGGAAGUUCAUGCAGGAUCCAAUGGAAGUUUUUGUGGAUGAUGAGACAAAAUUGACACUGCACGGGCUCCAGCAAUACUACGUGAAGCUUAAGGACAGCGAGAAAAACAGAAAACUUUUUGAUCUCUUGGAUGUGCUAGAGUUUAACCAGGUUGUGAUAUUUGUGAAGUCAGUGCAGCGUUGUGUAGCCUUGGCGCAGCUCCUUGUGGAACAGAAUUUCCCAGCCAUUGCCAUUCAUAGAGGCAUGGCCCAGGAGGAAAGGCUGUCACGGUACCAACAGUUCAAAGAUUUCCAGCGACGGAUCCUAGUGGCCACCAAUCUGUUUGGUCGGGGAAUGGAUAUUGAGCGGGUCAACAUAGUCUUCAAUUAUGACAUGCCCGAGGACUCUGAUACCUACCUGCACCGGGUUGCCAGGGCUGGCCGAUUUGGAACCAAGGGUUUGGCCAUCACCUUUGUCUCUGAUGAGGGAGAUGCCAAGAUCCUUAAUGAUGUCCAGGACCGGUUUGAAGUGAAUGUGGCAGAACUGCCUGAGGAAAUUGACAUCUCCACAUAUAUUGAAAAAAGCCGAUAACCAAGAGCCACAGACGGGACCAUCAGGGCUACCCCUGCCUCCGUUUGCUGCUUUUAAUGUUUUCUAAGUGACAAUGGGUAUCACAAGUAUUUUUACUGUGUUUUAAAGCUGUAGAUUUGUGUAAGAAUAAACUUUUAUUACAAAA